Messenger RNA from Acytostelium subglobosum LB1, 1137 nucleotides. RefSeq lists its product as hypothetical. The coding region runs from base 1 to 1137 and encodes 378 amino acids. The record is from RefSeq and is a predicted model, not a curated record. NCBI's taxonomy places the organism in Eukaryota, Evosea, Eumycetozoa, Acytosteliales, Acytosteliaceae. The transcript is spliced from 2 exons.
AUGUCCUAUGUCUUCAACAUCAACCUUGUGUUGGGAAUACUUAUCAGUUUUGCCAUCUUGAUGUCAUUGUCCACACCAUGGUACUACAUCACAGAUGGUGAAGACCUAUACAUAUUCACAUGGUUCGAUAUAAAGGAUGACUUUAAUUCCAAGGAUACAGCAGUUUAUGCAGGGAGUAGGACAAAGUCAACAUUUAGGAUAAGCUUUGCAUUUGUGUUGCUGGCACAGAUUGGAUCGAUCACAAACUUGGCGUUGACAGUCAAUCUGAUUUAUCACAAGACCAUUCGUGCGAUAUAUAUGUCGGGCUGCGCUUCAGUCGUCACACUCAGUAUGCUGGUGAUUGGUUUCUUCCAAUUCUUUCGAAUCAGCACCAGCCUCCGAGAAGACGACUUUCUCAACUGCAAUGGCGUCUUCUCGCCCGAUGCCAUCACCUUUUGCCAUUCGAUGCAGGGCCAGUUCGUCGGGCCCAACGGCAAGGUGUGGGACUGGGAGCUGAUGCAUGGCUUCUGGGCAUGUCUCUUCUCGAUAAUGGCCGAGGCACUGAGCAUUGUCAUGUGCUUCACAUACUAUCACAAGAGUUUCAUUGAAGGCGCUCAACGAAUCGAUCUGUCCUUUGUACAUUUCUUCAACAAUGUUCGAGCGAUUCGAAAGUUGGCAUUUAGGAGCAAGGAUAAGCGACAGUAUAGUGCACUAAAUCAACUUAUAAUUGAGAGUAGUGAUGAUGAUGUGUUCAACAACAACAACAACAUUGACGGCAACAACAGCAAUGAUGUAGUCGACUACCAAUCAGUGACGUUACCACCUUCAAGCUUCAUCAUACCAAACAAUCUUAUACCAAUCAGUGGUGGCAAACAAUUAUAUUCAUUCCAACCUCUCAAUCAUAACAACAACAAUAAUGACAACAAUGACAACAAUGACAACAAUGACAACAAACAAUAUAUACUUGCACCUUAUGUACCAAAGUCAAAUACAUCGAGAUCAAGCUUUGACAAUAUAUUAUAUACCACCAACAACAAUAUCAAUGUCAGCAGUAGCGGUAACAUGCCAUCUCUGACAACUUCCACAUCAACUACAACUACGACGACAACUCUAAAUGCAUCAGGCAAACCAUUUACCAAUGCCGAGUCAUUAAUAUAG